UCGAUAACAGCAAAAGUGCUCUGAUCUCAAUCACCAAAUUUAAUUUUAUAUAAAUUUACAACCGUUUCUUGCCGUACAAUUUCAACCAAGCCAUGAAGAAAGUGAUAAUCCUUAAAUCCGAGAGUGAAAACAGUGAAACCUACUUGGCUCUGCUAGAAAAACACGGCUUCGAGCCGAUAUUUGUGCCAACGUUGGAUUUUUGUUUUAAAAACCUGGACAUCCUACGGGACCGAUUGUUGUCCCCGUACAAGUAUUCUGGUCUAAUAUUCACCAGUCCGCGAGCCAUCACGGCCGUCCGGGAUGCCCUUGAAGGGAACCGCUUGAAAGACGACUGGAAACCACUGGAAAACUAUUCGGUCGGUGAAACUAGCUCGGAACUCAUUCAGCGCUCACUCGACCUGGACACCAAAGGACAGCAUUCCGGAAAUGCAAGCGAUUUAGCGGAUUUCAUCAAAACGGAUCUUUACAACAAAACAGUGACGCUCCCGUUCCUGUUCCCUUGCGGGAAUCUCAAGCAAGACGUACUCCAGAACAAACUGUCCGAGUAUGGUUAUUCUCUGGAUUGUGUCGAAGUAUACGAAACCGUGCCGCACCAGGAUCUGGAACGGAAUCUGUUGGAUCUGUUUCGGGCGGCCACUGCUCGACCGGAGUAUCUGCUCUUUUUCAGUCCCUCAGGAAUUAACUAUUGCGCUAGUGUCUUUGAGCGACACAAGCUGGACGUCGGUGCCUGUCGGAUCGUAGCCAUCGGACCGAGCACGAAAAAAGCAAUCGAGAACAAAGGUUACACGGUGCAUCGGACGGCGGAGAAACCCUCGCCCGAGUAUGUUGUUAGUGCUUUACUAGACACCUAACCGAGUUUUGAGUAGUCUGUUUGUAGGCGUUUUGGAUUGUUAUUAAUUACGAUACUCGAAAGAAAUACAAAACCUAAGUGUUACAAGUCAAAUUAUUUAGACUGGGGAAGACAUUGCAAAGCAAAGCAAAUAAAAUAGAGUCAAGUUGUUGGUAUAGUUCUAGAAAACAGAACAGUUGGUGUCAUACAGUUAAUGCCGUCUAAGGUUUAAUCUAGAACAAAAGUUGUUACGCAUAAUGAUAUUGAAAGUCAAAGAAUAGUUGUUGGAAACUAGCAAACUAAAGGAUCGUCAUUCCUUAUAUUUCUAUUAACGUCAGUUGUGUUUCGUGUUCCAUUUUAGGCUAUAUCCUCUGCUAAGUCAAUCGCACGCAUCAUAUUUUGUUUUAUAGCUGGAUGAUGUUUGUUUUUAUUUUGAGUUUUAAUAUUUUUAUAAUACAUUUUUCGCUUUCA
This is a messenger RNA of Ochlerotatus camptorhynchus, 1300 nucleotides long. RefSeq names its product uroporphyrinogen-III synthase-like. Gene Ontology annotation, molecular function: uroporphyrinogen-III synthase activity. The record is from RefSeq and is a predicted model, not a curated record. The coding region runs from base 93 to 851 and encodes 252 amino acids. Lineage: Eukaryota; Metazoa; Arthropoda; Insecta; Diptera; Culicidae. Gene Ontology annotation, biological process: uroporphyrinogen III biosynthetic process. The transcript has a single exon. Gene Ontology annotation, cellular component: cytosol.